UGAGAAUGAACCAUAUUGAUAUCUAUUUCCGGCCACCGUUUGGUGAACAAGAUUUCCCGUAUCGGUCCCGCGUGUCAAUGCUGGGAAAAUAAACUUCAUCGAUCCGGUAUAGAUCUACUUCGACUUCAUAGUUCACCCCCAACGAAGAAAUUGCUCGAAUUCGACGAAAAAUGGCUAGCAUUAGCAUCAAUGCCCCGGGUACCGGGUUCAUCUCGAAUAGCUUCAACCUAGACAACGCAGGCCCAGCGCGGAUUUGCAUCACUGCGGAAACGGAAGAUUUCGAUACGCAGACGCUGCGCGAUUGGCAGCAUGAAGGGUUUGAUGUUGUCUAUGUGGCUUAUGGGAAUGGAGGGAAGGAGUACAUAAGCAGGCUGAACGGGGUAAAGGAAGGUCUAGGUGUUGGAGAGCAAUACGCUGUUAUUGCAUACGGUGAUGCUGCAUCUGCUUGUCUGGACCACUAUCGAAAGCCUACCUCCUGCAGCAAACUGGCAGCCUUAAUUGCUUAUUACCCGACGAAUAUCCCCGACACUCGUACGCGUUUCCCACACGGACUGCGGGUCCUUGUCCAUCUAGCUGGCGACAGCGUAGAUGUGACAACGACUCCUCAGGCUCUUGGGCUCCAGGGUAAGCGUCGGAGGAGCACGAGGCGCAUCUACCCUGGCGUUGGCACAGGCGAGCGUCUCAACAUCGCGUACCCAACGUACACAUACGAAUAUUCCCAGCCAGGAUUCGCGGAGCACGACCUGGAGGAAUACGAUCGAGUCUCUGCGGAGGUCGCAUUCACUCGAACACUUGAUGUUCUUCGGAAGGCUUUCAGAAAGUACCCUGAUUUGGAGAAAAUAUGGGAUGACAACCAGGAGUAUGUCUACUUCUCAUCUAAAGCGAACGAAGCUAUGGAGACGUUCGUAACUCACAAGAAGCCCUCCGUCACGUUCGCUCCCACUUUGACGGGUGGCAAUGGUGCCCAGCACCUGCGACACUUCUACGAGAACCACUUUCUGCAAAACAAGCCACCGUCUAUGCGACUGAGGCUAAUUUCUCGCACGAUCGGAGCUGACAGGAUUGUUGAUGAGCUCUAUACCACGUUUGAACACACUCAAGAGAUGCCCUGGAUGCUCCCUGGAGUGCCACCAACCAACAAGCGAGUCGAGAUCAUUAUGGUCAGCAUCGUUGGCUUUAAGGCUGGUAAACUCUACUCUGAGCACAUUUACUGGGAUCAGGCCAGUGUGCUCGUCCAGAUUGGUCUAUUAGACCCCAAGCUCCUGCCUGAAGGAGUCCAGGGCGUCAAGCGACUCCCCGUCGUGGGCAACGAAGCCGCUAGACGUAUCCUCCUCGACAACCCCAGCUCUGGCAAAAACUACCACAACAAACUCAUCACUGGCGAGCCGGAGAAGGACAGCGAAAAGCCCAAGCUGGACAAGAAGCCCACUAAGGAUAAAGGCAAAGGCAAAGCCGUUGAGAACGGCACAAACAGUGAGAACGGAACUUCCAAAACUGCAAACGGAGAUGAUGGCAUCGAAGCCACGCACGAGGCAGACGGCAACGAAGCGUAAAAAGCUCUUCCAAGAAGAAAUCAACCAGAACAUUCAGGACCAUGAACAUUACCCGGAUCUAUCAAAUUUACGAUGUAACAAUACUCCUUCUACAACGACUGUGUUUGUUGAAUAUUCCCUUUUCACUUACCCUCCUUCUUCUUCUCCUUGCUCAGUUGAGCCAGGUUCGCCUCCGACCCAUAUGACUAUUAAUCGUUCUUAUUUGUUUUGCACUGGAACUACUAUCUGUAAUAUAUUUGAUCCGUUUCUUUCUGGAUAGCCAUUGGUGUUUUUGCUUUUCUUAUCUUUCUGUGGUUUUGUAUAUUAUACAAUUCGAUACUGUUUUCCUGGCCGGUUAUCUCCAUGUUGAGCGGUGCCGA
This is a messenger RNA of Paecilomyces variotii, 1912 nucleotides long. RefSeq lists its product as hypothetical. The record is from RefSeq and is a predicted model, not a curated record. Gene Ontology annotation, biological process: polyketide metabolic process. Bases 171 to 1553 code for a protein of 460 amino acids. The transcript is spliced from 3 exons. NCBI's taxonomy places the organism in Eukaryota, Fungi, Ascomycota, Eurotiomycetes, Eurotiales, Thermoascaceae.